Molecule: messenger RNA, 6394 nt
Organism: Thunnus maccoyii (southern bluefin tuna)
Lineage: Eukaryota; Metazoa; Chordata; Actinopteri; Scombriformes; Scombridae
Gene: atp2b1a
Product: ATPase plasma membrane Ca2+ transporting 1a
Exons: 21
Coding region: 387-4118 (1243 amino acids)
Biological process (GO): calcium ion transmembrane transport; regulation of cytosolic calcium ion concentration
Cellular component (GO): intracellular membrane-bounded organelle; membrane
Molecular function (GO): ATP binding; PDZ domain binding; ATP hydrolysis activity
Source: RefSeq, a predicted model, not a curated record
CGGGAUUUUACCUCAGAUCAGGGGAGAGAGUCUAGUCUUUGGUGAGACUGAGGGGGAGUUAAAGUGAGAAAGGGACCUAGUGUGCUCUUCGGAGAACGGAAACUGCAUGCAUGGUGAUCUCCGGCUCUGGGUGAUCCUCAGUCACCAUGAAAGAGUAGGAACUCAGCUCUCCAAGGGAAAUGGCUUGUUUUGUAAUAUCCUUGCCCUGCUACCUGCCGUAUGACUCCAGCUGCCUCUGAAGGGCCUGUCAGCUGUUUAUGGGAACUACUACAGUGUUCGCACUUUUGAGGAUUUAAGCUUUUCCAGGGCAUCACUUUUUUUUUUUUAACCCCACUGUUAAGUCGAAGCAGCAACGCUUUGCGUUAGAGUGGGGAGGCGUCGAGACAAUGGCGAACAACUCGUACAGUGGGGUGAAGAACUCCAUGGUGGAGGCCAACCACGAUGGAGACUUUGGCUGCACGCUCAAAGAACUGCGCUCCUUAAUGGAACUGAGGGGCACGGAGGCGAUAAACAAAAUUGGGGAAACUUACGGGGAUAUUCAAGGACUCUGCAACCGGUUAAAAACAGCACCUAUAGAUGGUCUAAGCGGGCAGCCUGCAGACAUCGAGAAGCGGAAAACAGUGUUUGGGCAAAAUUUAAUACCACCCAAAAAGCCCAAAACUUUCUUACAGUUAGUGUGGGAGGCGCUACAGGAUGUCACACUGAUUAUCCUAGAAGUGGCAGCCAUAGUUUCACUAGGCCUUUCUUUUUAUAAACCUCCAGAUGCCGAAAGAGACCACUGUGGAAAGGCUGCUGGCGGUGCGGAGGAUGAAAAUGAGGCAGAAGCAGGUUGGAUCGAGGGUGCCGCUAUUCUUUUGUCGGUUAUCUGCGUGGUAUUGGUGACAGCAUUCAAUGACUGGAGUAAAGAGAAGCAGUUUAGGGGCCUCCAGAGCCGUAUCGAGCAGGAACAGAAAUUUACUGUUGUCCGUGGAGGACAAGUUAUCCAAAUUCCUGUGGCUGAGAUCGUGGUUGGAGACAUUGCACAAAUAAAAUAUGGUGACCUUUUGCCUGCUGAUGGAAUCCUCAUCCAAGGUAAUGAUCUGAAGAUAGAUGAGAGCUCACUCACGGGGGAGUCGGACCAUGUCAAGAAAACACAAGAAAAAGAUCCUAUGCUGUUAUCAGGCACCCAUGUGAUGGAGGGCUCAGGGAAAAUGGUGGUCACUGCUGUCGGUGUCAAUUCUCAAACUGGAAUUAUCUUCACUUUACUUGGGGGUGGCGAGGAUGAAGACGAUGACGAAGAGAAAAAGGAAAAGGAGGAGAAGAAGAAACAGAGAAAAAACAAAAAGCAGGAUGGAUCAGUGGAAAAUCGUAAGAAAGCUAAAGCACAGGACGGUGCUGCAAUGGAAAUGCAGCCUCUGAACAGUGAUGAGGGAGCUGAUGCAGAGGAGAAGAAGAAGGCCAACCUGCCAAAGAAAGAGAAAUCUGUUCUCCAGGGCAAACUUACCAAACUAGCUGUACAGAUUGGCAAAGCAGGAUUGGUUAUGUCGGCCAUCACCGUUAUCAUCCUCGUGGUGCUGUUUGUAGUAGACACCUUCUGGAUCCAGAAUUUACCCUGGAUCAAGGACUGCACACCCAUUUACAUUCAAUUCUUUGUGAAAUUCUUCAUCAUUGGCGUCACUGUACUGGUGGUGGCAGUUCCUGAAGGCCUCCCGCUUGCUGUAACAAUCUCCCUGGCAUACUCUGUUAAGAAAAUGAUGAAAGACAACAACCUGGUGCGUCACUUGGACGCUUGUGAGACCAUGGGCAACGCUACUGCCAUCUGCUCUGACAAGACUGGAACACUGACCAUGAACCGCAUGACUGUGGUGCAGGCAUACAUUGCUGAAAAACACUUCCGGAAGGUCCCUGAACCGGAGAAUAUCCCCUCCUCCAUUUUAGACAUCUUGAUUCUUGGCAUAGCAGUCAACUGCGCCUACACUACUAAGAUCAUGCCUCCAGAGAAAGAAGGGGGCCUGCCUCGCCAGGUGGGUAACAAGACCGAAUGUGCCUUGCUGGGCUUUACUGCUGACCUGAAGCGUGACUACCAAGCUAUUCGCAACGAGAUCCCCGAAGAGAAACUUUACAAGGUCUACACCUUCAACUCAGUCCGCAAGUCUAUGAGCACUGUGUUGAAGUUGGCUGAUGGCAGCUAUCGUAUGUUCAGCAAAGGGGCCUCAGAAAUUCUCCUAAAAAAGUGCUAUAAAAUCCUGACAGCAAACGGUGAGUCGAAGGUGUUUCGGCCACGGGAUCGAGAUGACAUGGUUAAGAAAGUGAUCGAGCCUAUGGCCUCAGAAGGCCUGAGGACCAUCUGCCUUGCAUACAGAGAUUUCGCUGCCUCUGAGGGUGAGCCUGACUGGGACAACGAAAAUGAUAUCCUCAGUGGACUGACCUGCCUCUGUGUGGUGGGCAUUGAGGACCCCGUUAGACCCGAGGUCCCAGAUGCUAUCAGGAAAUGCCAACGUGCUGGCAUCACAGUGCGGAUGGUGACUGGGGACAACAUCAAUACAGCUCGAGCCAUCGCCACCAAGUGUGGCAUCCUACAGCCUGGAGACGACUUCAUUUGCCUGGAGGGGAAAGAGUUCAACAGAAGGAUACGCAAUGAAAAAGGAGAGAUUGAACAAGAACGCAUUGACAAGAUCUGGCCCAAACUACGAGUACUGGCUCGCUCUUCCCCCACAGACAAACACACUUUAGUCAAAGGUAUUAUUGACAGCACAGUGAUAGAACAGAGACAAGUAGUAGCAGUGACAGGAGAUGGUACAAAUGAUGGUCCUGCAUUGAAGAAAGCUGAUGUUGGCUUUGCUAUGGGUAUUGCCGGCACAGACGUGGCCAAGGAGGCAUCUGACAUCAUUCUGACUGACGACAACUUUUCCAGCAUAGUCAAAGCCGUCAUGUGGGGACGCAACGUCUACGACAGCAUCUCCAAGUUCCUUCAGUUUCAGCUAACUGUCAAUGUGGUGGCUGUCAUCGUAGCAUUUACGGGAGCCUGCAUCACACAGGACUCUCCACUGAAAGCUGUGCAGAUGUUAUGGGUCAACCUGAUCAUGGACACUUUUGCUUCACUAGCCCUGGCCACAGAGCCCCCCACAGAAGCCCUGCUGCUAAGGAAGCCAUAUGGCCGCAACAAGCCUCUCAUUUCUCGCACAAUGAUGAAGAACAUCCUGGGCCAGGGAGUGUACCAGCUAAUCAUCAUCUUCACGCUGCUCUUUGCCGGGGAGAAAUUGUUUGACAUUGACAGCGGAAGGAAUACACCCCUCCACGCCCCGCCUUCUGAACACUACACCAUUGUCUUCAAUACUUUUGUACUGAUGCAGCUUUUCAACGAGAUCAAUGCCCGCAAGAUCCAUGGUGAAAGGAAUGUCUUUGAAGGCAUCUUCAACAACCUUAUCUUCUGUAGUAUUGUCUUUGGUACCUUCAUUAUCCAGAUCGUCAUAGUGCAGUUUGGCGGGAAGCCUUUCAGCUGCGUCGCUCUGACCAUUGACCAGUGGCUGUGGUGCACUUUCUUAGGUUUUGGCUCUCUACUAUGGGGACAGGUAAUCUCUUCGAUACCCACCAGCCGCUUAAAAUUCUUGAAAACGGCGGGCCAUGGCACCCAGAAAGAGGAGAUCCCAGAUGAGGAGCUGGAGGAGCUGGAGGACAUGGAUGAGAUUGACCACGCCGAGCGGGAGCUCCGUCGCGGCCAGAUCCUCUGGUUCCGAGGCCUCAAUCGCAUUCAGACUCAGAUCCGGGUGGUGAAUGCAUUCCGCAGCUCCAUCUCCCUCUAUGAGGGGCUGGAGAAACCCGAGUCGCGAACAUCGAUCCACAACUUCAUGACCCACCCAGAAUUUCGGAUAGAGGACUCUGAGCCCCAUAUCCCCCUCAUAGACGACACCGACGCAGAGGACGACGCUCCCACCAAGCGCAAUUCCGCCAGCCCCCGCAACGCCACGCCCACGCCGCCCUCGCCCGCCACGGCCGCCCCAACCACGCCGGUCUCUCCCUCACCAAACCAGAACAAUAAUGCUGUGGAGAGCAGUAACCACCUCCUCCCAGAGGGCACCAAAUCAGGAACCCCAUCGGCCCCGGGGAGCCCCCUACACAGCCUGGAGACCUCCCUUUGAUCUGACCCCCCCCUCACCCCGCCCUCCACGCCCACCCCUCCACGCCGCACGUUACCACCAGUUUUCUACCCGCCACCAAGGAGCUCAACUCAGAUAAAAGAAGGAACACUUGGAGAGGAAGGGCUUAGAGGGAGAGCGGAGUCUUCUGUGAGCUUAGCUUGGGCUGGACUAAAAGAACAGCAAACAUUCAGAGGAAUGUACGGCUUGGUGUGGAUGCUUUGGUCUUCUUUAUUUUUGGUUCUUAUUAAUACCCCGCUGCAACACAAGGACUCUGUCUCCACCCCCUCCCCCCCACCUACCCCCCUUGGUAACUUUUGUUUUUCUCGGUAAACAAGGGGUGAUUAUAAACUCAGAUUGAAAGUGACCUGUUUUUAUUAUUCUAUUAUUAUUAUUAUUUUAAUUGAGAAGGGGAGGUCCUCCUCCUGGCUUGAAGAUCGUCUGUAAGAAUUAUGAAAGAACCUUUUAGCUUCUCUUUUAUCUGAAUGGUGUUGUAUAUUUAUCUCUUUGGCCCUUGCUCAUUCAAAUCUUUAUUUCUGCUCCAUUGGCUGUUAAUAUUUUGAGUUAUUUAUGUUUUUGGAAAAAGCAGGUCUGUUUACAAAGUUUGUAGAUACUUUUUUUCUGUUUGUAGGCAAAAGAGCUUCCUGAUGUAUGAUGCAGAAAACUGGGACAGAAUAAAAAAUGAAUGAGAGGAUUAUUUCAGAUACUGCUGUAUUUUCAGGAAAAAAAGGGUGUUUUUAUAUUGAAACUUAACUAUUUUUGCCUGCAAGUUUUAUUUGUUAUAUAUUUGUAGAUAAAUAUAGAAACUUCUAGCCAAACCGAUAAACACUAAGGCUUGUAUAGAAAAGAGGUCCACUGCGCGAGGUGUUUUUCACAGGAGAGGGGGACGGGAAAGACAAUUCGGGCCUCUGUCCACUAACAUUGCUAUAAAUAUUUACUUCUUCCAUUUCUUGAUAGUUUUCAUGUGCACAAAACCUUCUGGACUUCUGGAUUCUCUUUUCAUUCAUUAUGUUGUGUUCAAGGAUUUCCACAUGUUGAAAGGUUCACUCAUUAAAGGGAGUUUAGAGUAUAUCUGGGCCCGUAUUUAGCAAGCAUCUCAGAAUCACUCCUAGAAUCGCGCUGAACGUUUUGACAAGGGAAAAAAAAAAAAAGUCUUACCUCAGAGUCGGACAUGGGGUGCUUUUGAAGUCACCUUCAGCAGGAAGUACAAGUUUUAGAUUUGUGGCUUUACGACACUUGGGAUCUGUUUUAAUGAAAAAGUCUUCUUGUGGUUGUUAUUAGUUAGAGCACAUUCGGAAGAGGGUGAUAGAGAUCAUUUGAUGCAGGAAUAAGAAACUAGCUUCACUUGUGGGUGUAUGACAAGCUAAUUUAUGCAUGUUGAGGCUAAAAAUUUGUUUUUGCCAAAACUCAUAAAAGCACUAAAAAUGACUUGCACACAAAUUACAAUUCACCUGCUCUUUUUUUUUUCUUUUUUUUUUUUUUACUACCACUUGAGUUCAAAUAAGCGCUGUAUUGUGAGCUAUUCAGCCAGUGCGCCUAUUUAUUUUUUAAUCAGAAGUUCAUAUAAUAGACUAAACAUGAAUGUGCCUUGGCUACAGUAAUAAUUUAGACGAUGCUUUCUCCCGUCAUUUGCCACCUCCUGGGAACUCCUUACAGAUAAAACACUGUUACUCCUACAGCUAAAAGUAGGAAAAAUUAUGCCUCAUUCUUAAAAUUCUCAGCCACUUAGGACUAAUUUCCUCCCUAUGGAUGCUUGAUAAAUAUGGACCCUGGUCAUCCUUUUUUUUUUAAAAAAAAAAUUGGUGCAUUUUGUUUCUAUUUUUGUUUUUCUCAGCAAAACAUCAGCCCCUGCUUAUGUACAAUAUCGACAUUUGUUUACUCAGGCAUAGAAAAAGUAUUUAAUUUAAAGGGAGUCUAUAAAGAAAGAACCUUUUAACUUCAAACUUUGUGUAUUUAGGUAGAGUAAAACAUUGUCUUGGUCAAAAGCAAGUGAAUUAUUUUCAUAUUUUCAUUCAGUCUUUAAGAUCAUGCUUUAGAAAAACUUCAUUUCACUCCUCCGAGUUCUGGUUUGUUGACAUUUUAAGAAUCAAAAAACCGUGGAGAAAAAAAAAAAAAGGCUUAUUUUUUCUUCGACCCUGUCCAUAAGUCUCCUUUCACCAUGAAUAAAUGUUGCUGCAGUUGAUUUGUUUGUAAAAUAUUUUUGACACCUGAUGUACUGGAAACGCUAAAGAAUUGGACAUGUGCAUUUUUCAAGAAUAAAGACUAGGCAUACACUGGUA